This is a messenger RNA of Emericellopsis atlantica, 4913 nucleotides long. RefSeq lists its product as uncharacterized. Gene Ontology annotation, molecular function: protein serine/threonine kinase activity; ATP binding; protein binding. The record is from RefSeq and is a predicted model, not a curated record. The transcript is spliced from 2 exons. Lineage: Eukaryota; Fungi; Ascomycota; Sordariomycetes; Hypocreales; Bionectriaceae. The coding region runs from base 203 to 4792 and encodes 1529 amino acids. Gene Ontology annotation, cellular component: late endosome; nucleus-vacuole junction; phosphatidylinositol 3-kinase complex, class III, type I. Gene Ontology annotation, biological process: late endosome to vacuole transport; protein targeting to vacuole; macroautophagy.
CACCAACUUACCUUAUCACCUGCUGCUUCCAACGCGUACACCCACCGACGGAGCGAGGACCGGAGCUGGCGCAUCUUCUUACUUUCACGCGCAAUAGAUUGACAUUGUCGUUUAUCGAAGCGCGACACCAUGAGGGAGGCUUUGCGGCAAAGGCCUGGCUUCUAGACACAGCACCCAAGCCAUCGCAUAGCGAGCUCUCACAAUGGGCCAGGGCUUCUCCCUAGCGACGCCGGCUGCCGGAUCGACGGGCAUCGACAUUGCACAACUCAGCGACGUGCAAUAUGAGCGUAGCGUCGGGAACGCCCGCUUCAUGAAGGGCAUCCGCGGCCGCACCGAGAACGGGGUCGUGCUGGUCAAGGUGCUGGUCAAGCCAUACGCCGAGGUGAAGCUGGACGAGCACAAGAGGAAGCUCAUCGAACAGCGGAUCGCCCUCGCCGACGUGCCCAACGCGCUCGCCUUCCAGCGCAUCAUCGAAACCGAGACCAACGGCUACCUCGUCCGCCAGUACCUCUACACCUCGCUCUACGACCGCCUCAGCACCCGCCCGUUCCUCGAGGACAUUGAGAAGAAAUGGCUGGCCUUUCAGCUCCUGUGCGCCCUGCGCGACGCGCACGCCCGCGACAUCUACCACGGCGACAUCAAGGCCCAGAACGUGCUCGUCACGUCCUGGAACUGGCUCUACCUGACCGACUUCUCGUCCGCCUUCAAGCCCGUCAUGCUGCCCGACGACAACCCCGGCGACUUCUCCUACUUCUUCGACUCGUCGGGGCGGCGCACCUGCUACAUUGCGCCGGAGCGCUUCUACGCCUCGGGGGAGACACCGCCGCAGAAGCCCAAGAUGACGUGGGCCAUGGACAUUUUCAGCGCGGGCUGCGUCAUCGCCCAAAUGUUCCUCGAGUCCGAGAUCUUUAGUCUUGCGCAGCUGUACAAGUACAGGAGGGGCGAGUACGACCCGGUCAUUACACAUCUCGGUGUCAUUGCAGACAAGGACGUGCGGGAGAUGAUUGCGCACAUGAUCCAGCUCGACCCGGAGAAGCGGUAUUCGGCAGACCAGUACCUUGACUUCUGGAAGGACAAGGUGUUUCCCUCCUACUUUUACAGCUUCCUCCAUCAGUACAUGGAACUCAUCACGGACCCCUCGUCAGGGAACAGCGCCAUGUCCAGCAUCGAGAAGAAUCUUGGAGAGUCGGAUGACCGUAUAGACCGGGUAUACUACGACUUUGACAAGAUCUCGUACUUUCUGGGGUAUCCACAGAGGGAAGGCCAGCAUGAAGCCUUGCAGCUGCAGUCUCGGCUGAGCCUGGAUCACUUCCCCGUGCGCCUUGGCAUACCAAACCAUGAGCACAGCUUGUCCUCGGAUCUUGAACCUCCAGAGGACGAUGGCACGCUCAUAUUCCUCACUAUUGUGGUCUCGUCCCUGCGAACCACCGCCCGGGCCUCCUCACGAGUACGGGCGUGUGACGUACUCCUGGCGUUUGCGGAGCGUCUGACGGACGAGGCCAAGCUCGACCGCGUGCUGCCGUAUCUCAUGACGUUGUUGUCCAAAGACAACGAAAAGGACAUUGUCAUGAUCAGUGCGAUACGUGCAAUCACACAGCUUCUGCAGCUCGUACGGAUUGUUACGCCAAUCAACUCCCACGUGGUGGUGGAAUACGUCCUCCCUCGGAUGGAGAUCGCGCUGGGCUCAAAGUCUCGCAAGGCAAGUCCUCUCGUCAGGGCGACGUAUGCAGCGUGCCUGGGCAGUCUGGCUUCGACUGCGCAACGUUUCCUAGAAAUGGCCUCGAGUCUACGGGCGGAUGGGUCCAUGCCCAUCGCGGAUCCCGAGGUCGAGCCCGGAGCAGACGCCGAGGCCAACUUUGAGAGUGUAUUUGAUAACGCGGGGCGACAGCUCUUCGAAGUCCUCGAGGGCCACACGAAACAGCUCGUGGAAGACCCGGAUGUCAACGUACGCCGUGCAUUCUUGGCCUCUGUGCCCGAGCUGUGCAUGUUUUUCCAGGAUCACUCCAACGACAUUCUGCUGACGCAUCUGAACACGUACCUCAAUGACCGCGACUGGCAGCUAAAGUGCGCGUUCUUUGACACCAUUGUGGGCAUUGCCGUGUUCAUUGGUGGGCCGAGUCUGGAGGAAUUCAUGCUGCCGCUCAUGGUGCAGGCCCUGGCUGACACGGAAGAACACGUCAUGCAGUCGGCUUUACAUUCUCUCGCGCAGCUCGCUAGUCUCGGCUUGCUGUCGAGGGGUACAUUGUGGGAUCUCGCUGACCUGGUCGGGCGCUUCACCAUGCACCCCAACAUAUGGAUCAGGGAGGCGGCGGCCGAGUUUGUGUCCAUGUCCGCUUGCCAUCUCGAUGAGGCUGACAAGAUAUGCAUCUUGUCUCCGCUUGUACAGCCUUACUUCCGGAUACCUGGCAUACCUGAUUUCGACGAGCUCACAAUCCUCGAUACCUUGAAGCGGCCCUUGUCCCGACCAGUCUAUGACCAAGCUUUGGCGUGGGCGACCAAAGCUGAGAAGGGGCUGUUCUGGAAGGCGCUGCAGUCAGCGCGGCCCUCUGGGGCGGGAGCCCUGGGCAACAUGGUUGCAAAGUCGUCCAAGGACUUGACAGAGGGCUCGAUCAGUAAGAUGGCUCGCAAUGAGGAGGACGACCACUGGCUGGGUAGGAUGCGCCAACUCGGCCUGAAGCAGGAGGAUGAGCUCAAACUCAUGGCCCUACGGGAGUACAUCUGGCGCCUCAGCCGCAUGAAGAGUCGCGACGCGAGCACAGGCGAAUCUUCACCGGCUUCAGGGCUUAUUCCACUGCAAAAGUUGGGGGUCACGCCGCAAACAAUCUUCUUUAACGAGGAGCCAUUGCACUUCCCCGACAAAGCGGCCGACUUGACUCCGCCGGGACCAUAUACAAUUGCCGAUGCGUUGCUCGAUGCCUCAAUGACGAUUGACGAUUCUGUCGGGAAGAGAAGACGCGCUGCGCUGAACAUGCAUAAGAAUCGCGUGCACAGCGUAGGUCCACGCGCAAACUCGCAACGUUUUGCGUCGCCCGCUGCCCAUGGUCGGGCGAGCUCGAUGGACACUCGUGCCUUGAGUCAUCAGCGCACCGCAUCGUCCGAGUCCGUCGACGGCCCGUAUUCGGUGAGGAGAGCCAUACGCCAGUCCUCGAGCGCCUUGAACCUGCUCGACAGGAAGGAUGGCAACAAGUCGGUGCCUGAAACCGGGACGACGGACACCACCGCCUUUGGAGAGAUGGAGGGUCCCUUUGUGCAAGAAGAAGAAUCCGCCACGCCGGCCGCCAAUGCCAGCGGUGCCCUGCGGACGGAGAAGAACAAGUCGUCCAAGCAUAGCUAUGAAGGAAACGACCCCAAUGUCCAGAAGAUGCUGGACAACAUGUACAUGGAGGUCUUCCCCCGCGACGUGAAGGACUUUGGGGCUACCGUGACCCCCAUCUCGAGGGACAGAUCUAACACGAUCACGUCUCAAGGCAAGCGGGAGCCAUGGCGCCCCCAGGGGAAGCUCGUGGCUACGUUUGGAGAGCACAAAGGCCCAAUUAUGCGUGUUGUGCCGUCUCCCGACCACGUCUUCUUCAUCACUGGCAGUCACGACGGGACGGUCAAAGUAUGGGACACGGCGCGGCUGGAGCGUAACAUUACACAUCGAUCCCGCCAGACACACACGCAAGGGUUUGAAGGGACGAAGAUCACAGCACUCACAUUUGUCGAAAACACGCACUGCUUUGUGAGCUGUGCUGGUGACGGCAGCGUCAACGUCGUUCGCGUCGACACGGUGACAAAUGCUGGGAUCGUUCGCUACGGCAAGCUCCGGGUGUUGCGUGAGUACCAGCUGCCCGAUGGCGAGUGGGCGGUCUGGGCGGAACACUUUCGACAUGAGCAGGUCUCUGUGCUCCUGAUAGCGACCAACUGUUCACGUAUUCUGGGCAUUGACCUCCGCACCAUGAGCCUCAUGUAUGUGCUGGAGAACCCUGUGCGCCAUGGCACGCCGACCUGUCUUUGCGUCGACAAGAAGCGCAACUGGGUUUGUGUCGGAACAUCGCAUGGCGUCGUCGAUGUCUGGGAUCUCCGAUUUCGCAUACGGCUCAAGGGAUGGGGUGUACCGGGUCAAGGGUGCAUCUACCGCAUGAGUCUGCAUCCCACCAAGGGCAGGGGCAAGUGGGUGUGUAUAGCGGGAGGCACUCUCCAGGGCGAGGUCACAGUGUGGGAUCUCGAACGAGCGACGUGUCGCGAGAUUUACCGGACAGCCAGCGCCAAAGAAGGGCCCAAGUCGUACGAAGCCUGGGACGUGGACGAGGACAAAGGGGGCAUGCUCGGUCGCUUUGGCACAAACCUCGAGAGCAGCGAGGCGGCCAACGCGGACCGAGGGAUGCGUACCAUGCUUGUGGGAUGCGAUCCGCCCGAGGGCAGGGAGAUACGCCAUGCCUUUAUGAUCACAGGGGGCUCGGACAAGCGUCUUCGAUUCUGGGACAUCCCACGGCCUGAUCACUCGACUAUCUACAGCGGUCUGCAAACAGACGAUGCAAAGCCGACAUAUACCACGAGCAACCCGGUGACGGGGCUGACGAUCAACACGGAGCGCUUCCCGAGGCCGACGCAGCCUGCGGCGACCAAGGGCAAGGCAUCCUCUACAUCGGGGGGAAGCGGGAGGCCAGCGCGGCACACGGUGAUAUCGCAGCACCAGCAGCAGCUGCUGCAGUCGCAUCUCGAUGGGAUCAUGGAUGUAGCUCUGCUGGAGCAUCCUUAUACCAUGAGCGUAUCGGUAGAUAGGUCUGGCGUUGUUUUCAUCUUCCAGUAGGUAGACUGGGUUCCCUGCCUGGCGUUUCGGUGUUUGGUCAAAGGGGACCAUGCAAGGUUAGGCAAUCAUACAACGAUGGCCUUUGAUGUAGAGUGAGAUACUAGUUCACUGAAUAAUUGAG